AUGCUUGAAAUAAAUUUGUUGAAAGUGGAGAACCCGUCCUGUCUGUGGGGUCGGUUUGUGAAGGGUCCAGGGAUAGAAGCGGUCGAGAAUAAAAAAGAAUAUGAUGAUCUGCAAAUGAAAAUGAACCUUUUCUAUCAUGAGGUCAACCUACAUGUGCAGAAGAUCAAACUCUCAACUAUAGAGUCGGGACAGGUGUGUGUGGUGUACUGGUCUGCCCUAAGGAGCUGGUGCCGAGCCAUCGUUGAGUCUCUUUUCCUUGGCACCGUUGGAACCCAGGCCAUGUGUUUCCUAGUUGACCACGGAGAGCGCGUCAUCGUCAGCUCAGAUGAGAUUCGGGCUCUGUUAGAUACGUUUUUGCAGCUGCCCUUCUGGGUUAGGAAGUUUCAGCUCGCUGGUGUUCAUCCCAUGACGCUGCACGUGUCUGGAGACUGCCUGGAGAAAGCUGAGCUCAUACCAUCAAUGCAAUGGGACAGCUCUGCCACACGCUAUUUACACAAUCUCUUACAAGCUUCUACUGAGAUGGAGGCAGUGUUGUGUGAAACACAGGCAGAUUGCACUGCCAUUGAGCUCUACUUGACCAUCAAAAAUGUCAAGAUCUGUGUGAACGACGAUCUGGUCUCAAAGAAGUUUGCGUACUUCACAAGCCAGAAGGCCCAUCAAACCAGUGGAAAAAAUGGUGUUGUUGAUAGAUCCCCAGCCGUCUUGGCUUGUGACAUCUUUUCUGAAACUCAGAACUUCCUGGCUACUGACGGCUGUACCGUACGAUCACUUUCAGAUUUCCGGCUCCGGCAACAGGACCCAAUCUUUCAUAAUCAAGUGUCUGAUCAGUGCCAGCUAACGGCAUCUGUGAAAGAGGCAUCGAAGACUUCCAAUGAGAUAUCAAAUCCAAAGAAAAGCCCAGAAAAUGGAAGAAAUCCCUUAGAGGGAGGAAAAAAGAAGGCAGCGCAGCCGCAGAACAAGAAAUUCAAGACAUUUUCAGAGAUUGAUGGCGACGAAGUCGAGAGGGACGACGGGCCCGGAGAGGAAACCGACAUGUCUCUUGACUCAGAACUGUUCAGAAAUCUGAAUCUGUUAAGAUUCAAGAAGUUUCUGAAUCCUACUUCGAGCACUCAAAGGGCUGCUAUUCCCAAUACUGAGCUUAUUGAACAGAAGGAGGAACGUGGUGUUCAGAGGAUCUCUGCGGUCCCAGAGAAAGCAGAGGAAGAGCCGGUCACUGCACCUCAACAGAUCGGACAACAGACUGAAACGGCUGUAUGUACUCCUAGUGACCUAGUAGACCGGACACAAGAGUUUGUCUUCACAGAGCAGCCAACCAUUGAGGAGGAGCUUGUCUGCGCUCGGUUGUUGCAGUUGCUAAACCCUGACCCUCUGAACACAGAUGUAGGCUCAUCAGAAAUCGUCCAUACUGAUCCAAGCAGGAGUGGGAUAAUGGUGCAUUCUGCCUUUACUCUGGACCCCUGCACCAGUCUGGCCAAUGCUCCAAUCACUGACACCUUCCGGAGGAUCUUGAUGAGGAAUAAGUAUGCCGGCCCGUCUGUGGCUGAGAGUUACUGCUGGCCGGCGGUGGCCAGGGGCUGUGACACGGUCCUCAUCUCCCACAGCGGAGACCAGCCCCUCACCUACAUUCCCCCGUUCCUGGCCCACAUGCAGCUCUCCUCUGUCUUCAGCGCCCUCUCUGCUCGCACCGGGCCCAUAGCGGUGAUCCUGUGCCCGGGGUGGGAGAAAGCCCAGACUGUGAUUGACCUGCUGGAGGAGAGCCAGACCUUCCAAGUCCUCCACCCCAUGGUCAUACUGUUGGGACUGGGAAAGGACGAGGCAAAGACUGUUAAGAUCCAGAACAACUUUCGGUUUGACAGACAGGAGUAUUACUACAUUCCUCUCCUGCUGUGUUUUGUGUGUGUCUCUCCAGGCCAGGUGGUGGUGACCACUCCGUUCAGCCUUGUGCGUCUGCUGCGUUUGCACUGUUUCCUGUUCCUGCGGCUGUGUCACCUGGCGCUGGACGAAGUGGACCUGCUCUUUUCUAGAGCCCCGGAUGAGAUGACCAUCAUCCUGCAGCACUUCCAGAGGGUGACAGCCAGCGAGGAGCGUGUGUCGUGCCCCAGACAGAUCAUCGCAGUGGGAAAGCGCUGGAGCCGCCCCCUGGAGGGCCUGCUCCUCAACCACAUGAGCAACCCCACCGUUGUCGUCACGGUGAUGGAGGAGGCCGCACUCUACGGCAAUGUGCACCAGAUUAUCCUGUUGUGUCUGGACUGCACUAAGAUCUCUGUCCUGCUCGGGGCGCUGGACUUCACCCCCGACGUGGCCCAGAAGACCCUCGUCAUCACCAACUCUGCUGAGGAGGCUGAAAAUGUCUUCAAGGCUGUUUCAAACACAUCAGCCUUCUCCCUGAAGGUCCACGAGGAGUUAACCUACCAGUUUGACUUUGUGACUGAGCAGUGGAAGAAGCCAAUUGGACCUGGCACUCAUGUCAUUCUGGUCACCACCAAUGAGUGUAUGAAGUCUUUGGGUAUCUGUGAUGCUACGUGUGUUGUGCACUACGGCUUCCCAAGCUCACCUAAGCUGUUUGGCAGCCGUCUGUUUUGCAUGUCCCAGAACUUCCAGAACCUUUCCGACAAGGAGCGUGCUGCAGAGAGCACGUCUCACCCUGCCAAGUCAGUGCUGCUGCUAUCUGAGAGGAAUGCCCGUCACGUAAUCGGGGUCCUGCGCUACCUAAAGCGUACUGAGGCCUCGCUGCCUCCAGAGUUGCUGCACUUCGCCCAGGGAGUCCAGCGGGCCAAGGAGGAACAGAAGUCAGACAAGCCUCUGUGCAAAUACCUCAAGAGCUUUGGCUUCUGCAGGGACAGCAGUGUUUGUUCUUAUCGACACAGCAUCAGCCCCAUAACAGACCAGCCACUGCAACCAGACUCUGGAACUAUUGUGGUUCUGCCCCUGUUCAUCAAGACUGCUUCCGUCUACUACGGACGCAUUGUGAGUAAGAAGGAGGACCGUUAUGAGAGCCUGGCAGCAGCAAUGACUACAUACUACGCCGCUGAGAAGCUGGGUGCUAAGGAGGUUCUGGAGGGAGGGCUGUACGGAGUACAAGAGGAUGAGGUCUACCACAGGGUGCGGGUGACUUCGGUGCCGGACAAGGGUGAGUGGAUGUUCUGCAGCGUGAGGGCUCUUUUCCUGGAUGAGGGGCGUGAGCAGGAGGUGAAAUCCCACCAGCUGCUGCAGCUGCCGGCCCAGUUCCACACACUGCCGCCACAGGCUUUGGAAAUCAUUGUCUGCAGGGCCAUGCCCAUCGACGCUGAGGUCAAAUGGAACCCCAAGGUCACCAGGGCCAUCAGUCAGAAGAUCAAAGGCUUGCAGCACCAAGCCAAGGUUGUUCUGUGUUUGGGAAACACGGUCUUCGUAGAUCCCAUGGUGCGGAUGACACGACUACCAGGCCUGAAGACCUUCAUAAAUGAAUACAACGUCCACGCUGAGAUCCUGAGCACGGGGCUGGGCACCAGCAACCCUCAGCACCUGGACCUGCUGAAUGAGCUCUGCCAGGGGGCUGGGCCUGGAGCCAGUGCUGGGGAUGCCCCGCUCACCACGGUGCCGGAUGGCUCUGGGGUGACCUUGGAGGACAAGGUGCAGGCUGCAGAGGAGGCCCUGGUCCACAGGAUGAGGGCAGCUGUUGAGCGCUUACACUGUGGCCAAGAGGUUUCUGUAGACCAGCCCCAGACCCAAACGUCUGUUCUUCAUGCCCGGACAGACUUCUCCCAGUGCCAUAUGAAGGCCUCAGCAGAUCUGCACCAGAUGGACCAGAAAGUCUUUGCUCAUGCACCCCAGCCUCGGAUGAACGAUGUCUUUAUAUACCCGUCCCAGCUCUCGCCCAAGCCACAGGAGGCCCCAUUAGCAGCAGUUCCUGAUCCGAGUGAGGCUCAACUACCAACACUCAUGGACAGGACCCAGAUACCUUCCCCUCUCCCAACACCUAGCGAAGCCCAGAUAUCUGCCCCACUCCCAUCAACUAGCGAGCCACAGUUACCUGCCCCAACAACUGAGCACAACGACCCCAAAAUGGAGCAGUGGAGGAGCCUCAUAGCUAACCUCCAAGGCGCCACACAAACACGGAGGCAUACAGCUCUACAAGGAUUCACCCCCAAAGACUGGAUUUCUGCAGUUCCCCGCCCCAUUGAAAAUGGUCAUAUGAUCGAUGAGAAGCAAGUCAACGGUGAGAAAGUCAUCAGUGUUGUCAAGGUUGAUGUUGAUGCACCAAAAAGUUUCCAUCCACAGAUCAAGUGGUUCCAGAGAGAUGACACAGUCACACUGAACAUAAAGCUCAGAGAACCAGUGGAUCAGAGAUGUGAAUUCUUCCCUGACAGAGUGGUGUACAGUGCGUGUGUGAAUGACAGGCCUUAUCGUGCUGACCUGGAGCUCCACAGUAACAUCACUGCAGAGAGGUGCUCCUGGGAGAUGAAGUGCAAUGAGCCAGUCAUCAGGCUCGUCAAACAGGAGAGGGGAGACUGGAAGAUGCUCCUCAAGCAAAAGAGUGCUUUUGUUAGUUUGGAUUUCGACCGAUUUGAGGAAGAUGAAAAGAAGACUUCAAAUGGUCUCUGCUUUGUGGGGCACACUGGGGAGGAAGGCUGCUACGUGAGCUCAGAUAGUAGCAGUGACUGA
Molecule: messenger RNA, 4644 nt
Organism: Oncorhynchus masou masou (cherry salmon)
Lineage: Eukaryota; Metazoa; Chordata; Actinopteri; Salmoniformes; Salmonidae
Gene: tdrd12
Product: tudor domain containing 12
Exons: 34
Coding region: 1-4644 (1547 amino acids)
Biological process (GO): germ-line stem cell division
Molecular function (GO): metal ion binding
Source: RefSeq, a predicted model, not a curated record